Molecule: messenger RNA, 1440 nt
Organism: Chiroxiphia lanceolata (lance-tailed manakin)
Lineage: Eukaryota; Metazoa; Chordata; Aves; Passeriformes; Pipridae
Gene: NUDT2
Product: nudix hydrolase 2
Exons: 4
Coding region: 209-655 (148 amino acids)
Biological process (GO): ATP biosynthetic process; AMP biosynthetic process
Molecular function (GO): bis(5'-nucleosyl)-tetraphosphatase (asymmetrical) activity
Source: RefSeq, a predicted model, not a curated record
GGGAGCAAAGAGAGGGAGGGCGGAGCGAGACGGGAGUGGUUCCCGCCCGCGCUGAAGGCGCUGUCAUUGGUUGAAGCCGCCGUCAGUCGCGCGCUGCGUCCCGCCCACUCUGGGACCCGGAAGCGCAGGACCAGACAUCCCGGCUGCGUGGCUUAUUGAUGACUGUAUUUAUCACUUGAGAGCUCCCGGUGCAGUUGGCAGAGGGGGAAUGGCUGUGAGAGCUUGUGGCUUGAUCAUCUACAGGAGGCUGCAGCCAGCACCGUCCUCCAAGGUCGCUGACAGCAUCGAGUACCUCCUCCUGCAGACAUCCUACGGGACCCACCACUGGACCCCGCCCAAAGGCCACGUGGACCCAGGUGAGGAUGAUCUGCAGACAGCCUUCAGGGAGACGCAGGAGGAGGCUGGUCUGCAGGCCAGCCAGCUCACCCUCGUGGAGGGCUACAGGAAGGAGCUGCACUACCCUGUCCGUGGCAAACCCAAGACCGUGGUUUACUGGCUGGCAGAAGUGAAGGACUGCAACACAGAAAUAAAGCUGUCCGAGGAGCACCAAGCUUUCCAGUGGCUGAAGCUGGAGGAUGCUUGCAAAUUGGCAGAGUAUGAGGACAUGCAGGCAACGCUGAAAGAAGCGCAUCAGUUUCUCUGCUCCAAAGAAUAAGUUCUUCUGUGAAGGAUAAGGGGAAUUUCUGAAGGAAAAUGGUCUGGGGAUUUUUCGGGUUUUUUUGGUUUGUUUUUAAAUUGGAGGAAGAGCUACAUGGCUGCAGAAAUGUAGAUUUCUCUGCUAACUCUGUAGAAAUUCAGUGAAGAUACAUGGAGCUUUUAAAGAGCUCGUGCUUUUGUCUCGUCUAGCUAACACAAAAGGGCAUGAUCUGAUUGAAACGUGAGCCAGAGGUGUCUGAAUUGAAACCUAGAUCUAACAAAGACUUCCUCUGUCCCUGUCUCAUUUUCUUCCCUUUUUUUAAAAAUUUUUUUAUUUUUUCCUCCCUUGAAGUGCUGAACAACCACAGGUCUUUUUGAAAAAUGAAACACUUGAUGUAUCUUGACUUGCUGAUGUAGAGCCACAGAGUUGAGAAAAUGAGCAUAUGGAGAUUUUUAGUAACAGAAUUCUUGCUGCAAAAGUCACACCUUGCAUUUCAAAUGAGGAAGCAGUAGUUUUGUUCCCAGUUCCUCCACUGAUAUGCUGUGAUCACUUGUCAAAUCAUUUCAGGUCUUGUUUGUUCAUAUUAUGAAUUUAUGUAAAUCCCUAAUGUACUGUUAUGAGAACAUUUUCCAUCCAAAAAGUUAGUAAACGGCUGAGGUACAGUUCGUUGAGAUGGUAAACCUGAAGUUCUUCUUUGGCCUCUUUCUUUUCAUUUUUUGAUCUUUAACAGGCAUCUUAGCCAUACAUUUUUCAGGGGGGUGAGAAAGAGAAAUCUAUGUGAAUAAUACAUUUUCUAUACAGGA